UUCAGGAAGAUCUUGUUUGUGCUCCAUCCCUCUCCACAGACUCGGUGUUGCACACAGCUUGGGAGCAGUUUCCGGUGAACCCCCAGGCAGAGACACGGCUGUGGAUUGAGCACUCUGACGGCUCUUCACCUUACCAUACUGAACGUCCAUCUCAAGAUUGGGCAGUGAUCGUCAUGGAGACCCGAGACAAAGAUGGCACUUCGCCACCGAGCUCAAAGAAGAAGAAUGUGUCAAAGGAAGAGGAAGAGCUCCAGGGCCAGCCGGGCAUCUGUGGCCUCACCAAUCUGGGCAACACGUGCUUCAUGAAUUCAGCUCUGCAGUGCCUCAGCAAUGUGCCACAGCUCACCGAGUACUUCAUCACCAAUCGCUACCUGGAGGAGCUCAACUUCGGCAAUCCGCUGGGCAUGAAGGGUGAGAUUGCAGAGGCCUACGCAGACCUGGUGAAGCAGGCAUGGUCUGGCCAACACUGCUCCAUUGUGCCCCACGCGUUUAAGACCAAGGUGGGCCACUUUGCAUCCCAGUUUCUGGGCUAUCAGCAGCACGACUCUCAGGAGCUGCUGUCAUUCCUCCUUGAUGGGCUUCAUGAGGACCUCAAUCGAGUCAAGAAGAAAGAGUAUGUGGAGCUUUGUGAUGCUGCUGGGCGCCCUGAUCUGGUGGUGGCUGAGGAGGCUUGGUAUAACCAUAAGCGGCGGAACAACUCUGUGAUUGUGGACACUUUCCACGGCCUCUUCAAGUCGACGCUGGUGUGCCCUGAUUGUGGCAAUGUGUCUGUGACCUUCGACCCCUUCUGCUACCUCAGCGUUCCGCUGCCUGUCAACCCCAAGAGGGUCAUGGAGGUCUUCUACGUCUCCAUGGAUCCCCGCCGCAAGCCAGAGCAGCACCGGCUUAUUGUUCCCAAGAAAGGCAAAGUCUCGGAUCUGUGUGUGGCCCUGUCCAAGCACACUGGUGUCCCGCCAGACAGGAUGAUGGUGGCCGAUGUCUUCAGUCACCGCUUCUAUAAGAUUUAUCAGCUGGAUGACCCUCUGAGUAGCAUCUUAGACCGAGAUGAUAUCUUCAUCUAUGAGGUGUCACCCAGGGCUGGGAACGACGAGGGCAUGAGAGAGGAUAUUGUGCUGCCUAUCUACCUGCGGGAGCGCUCUCCAGCCCGAGAUUUCAACAAUUCUUACUAUGGCCUGAUGCUUUUUGGGCACCCUCUCCUGCUCUCUGUGCCCCGUGACCGGCUUACCUGGGAUGCUUUGUAUCACAUCCUGCUGUACCGCCUCUCGCGCUAUGUGGCCAGGCCCAGCUCUGAUGAUGACGAUGACGGGGAUGACAAAGGAGAUGGCGGGAAUAAGGGUAACAACCCCUCCAAGUCUGGACAAACCGCUGGAGGCAACCCUCAAGACCCUGGCCUGGACCAGGCUGGGCCCAGCUCUGGAGUCAUGGGCAGGAACCGGGCUCCUGCAGACAACUCCCCUGGACCUUCUAACUGGCCUCAGAGAUCUCGGCGCAAGCACCUGUUUACCCUGCAGACCGUGAAUUCCAACGGGACCAGUGACCGCCUGACCUUCAAUGAAGAUGGCCAUGGUGUCUCCUUCAGCUCCCAGCCGUACAUUGCCAUCGACUGGGAGCCAGACAUGAAGAAGCGUUACUACAACGAGGUGGAAGCGGAGGGCUACGUGAAGCAUGAAUGUGUUAGCUAUGUGCUGAAGAAAGCUCCGGUGAAGCUGCAGGAGUGCAUUGAGCUCUUCACCACUGUUGAGACUCUGGAGAAAGAAAACCCUUGGUACUGCCCUAACUGUAAGCAGCACCGGCUGGCCACCAAGAAACUGGAUCUGUGGAUGCUGCCCGAGAUCUUGAUCAUCCACCUGAAGCGCUUUUCUUACACCAAGUUCUCCCGAGAGAAGCUGGACCUCCUCGUGGAGUUUCCUAUCCGGGACUUGGAUCUCUCUGAGUUUGUCAUCAAACCCCAGAGCGAAUCUGAGCCAGGACUUUACAAAUACGAUCUCAUUGCGGUUUCAAACCAUUACGGAGGCCUGCGUGAUGGUCACUACACUACAUUUGCCUGCAACAAGGACAGUGGCCAGUGGCACUACUUUGAUGACAACAGUGUCUCUCCAGUGACUGAGGAUGAGGUUGAGGCCGAGGGAGCCCAGGCCGAGGGAGGCCAGCCUGAGGGAGGCCAGGCCGAGGGAGCCCAGCCCAACUUCUCUGGCCCCCCAGAGCCCCCAGUUUGCUCCCCACCCAACUGUGAGAACAUGGAUGUCAACUGA
Molecule: messenger RNA, 2252 nt
Organism: Echinops telfairi (small Madagascar hedgehog)
Lineage: Eukaryota; Metazoa; Chordata; Mammalia; Afrosoricida; Tenrecidae
Gene: USP11
Product: ubiquitin specific peptidase 11
Exons: 17
Coding region: 174-2252 (692 amino acids)
Biological process (GO): protein deubiquitination
Molecular function (GO): cysteine-type deubiquitinase activity
Source: RefSeq, a predicted model, not a curated record